Messenger RNA from Pteropus alecto (black flying fox), 2726 nucleotides. RefSeq names its product aquaporin 9 (gene AQP9). The record is from RefSeq and is a predicted model, not a curated record. Gene Ontology annotation, biological process: glycerol transmembrane transport; water transport. Bases 200 to 1078 code for a protein of 292 amino acids. NCBI's taxonomy places the organism in Eukaryota, Metazoa, Chordata, Mammalia, Chiroptera, Pteropodidae. Gene Ontology annotation, cellular component: plasma membrane; basolateral plasma membrane. The transcript has 6 exons. Gene Ontology annotation, molecular function: water channel activity; urea transmembrane transporter activity; glycerol channel activity.
UAGAGCAGGGAGUGACAAUUUCAUCAGAAGAGGAGUAAGUCACAGGCUGUAAUUGGGACGGUGUUUUUGGAGGCAGAUAACCUCAUCGGAGAUCUGGAAUCUGAGCGGUUCUCAAAACUUCCUUUUUCAUGUGUGAAUGAAGUAGGGAUCAGAAGAAGUGUGUAUUGGUGUAAAGAGUGGUCUUUGGAGAAGCAGCACAAUGCAGCCUGAGAAGAGACAAAAGAAAAGCCUCAAGCAGAGACUGGUUUUGAAGAGCAGCUUGGCUAAAGAAACACUCUCCGAAUUCUUGGGCACGUUUAUAAUGAUUGUCCUUGGAUGUGGCUCUGUUGCCCAAGCUGUCCUCAGUCGAGGGCAUUUUGGAGGAAUCGUCACUAUGAAUGUUGGAUUUGCAAUGUCAGUCGUAAUGGCUAUCUAUGCGACUGGAGGUGUCUCUGGUGGCCACAUCAAUCCAGCUGUGUCUUUUGCAAUGUGUCUUUUUGGACGAAUGAAAUGGUUCAAAUUACCUUUUUAUGUGGGAGCCCAGUUCUUAGGUGCCUUUGUAGGGGCAGCAACCCUCUUCGGCAUUUACUAUGAUGGACUCAUGUCCUUUGCUGGUGGAAAACUGCUCAUCGUGGGGGAGAAUGCAACAGCACAGAUUUUCGCAACAUACCCCUCUCCAUACCUGUCUCUGGAGAACGCAUUUGCAGACCAAGUCGUGGCCACCAUGUUCCUCCUCAUGUUGGUCUUUGCCAUCUUUGACUCCAGAAACUUGGGAGUUCCCAAAGGCCUAGAGCCCAUUGUCAUCGGCCUCCUGAUUAUUGUCAUUUCCUCCUCUUUGGGACUGAACAGUGGCUGUGCCAUGAACCCAGCUCGAGACCUGAGUCCCAGACUUUUCACCGCGUUAGCAGGAUGGGGGUUUGAGGUCUUCACAACUGGAAAAAACUUCUGGUGGAUACCUGUAGUGGGCCCUUUGGUUGGCGCUGCCAUCGGAGGCCUUGUCUAUGUUCUUAUCAUUGAAAUCCACCACCCAGACCCAGACCUCGAGGCAGAACCACCUGAGGACAAACCAGAGAAAUGUGAACUUAGUGUGAUAAUGUAGUAGCAUGCUACUACAUGCUACUGGGUUUAUAAUUGGCUGAGCCGGCGUUCUCUUCAGGAAAGAUGGCAUUCAGGUAUCUGCAUUUUCACAAGACUAGCUGUGUUUGUGGAACACUUAAUUGGAAGAAGCACCUGAGUGAAGUUUUGAAAACACUGACCUCUUCUCUCCCAUUUUCCAGAAUAGCAUGGCCUGUCUCCUGAAUGAAACAGCCUUCUCUCUUGCCCUGUUAAUUUAAUCCUUUGAUGGGAAUUGUUAUUACUGGAUAAGCACUAUUAACUUGGAUCCUUGACCAUGAACUUAUUUGGAUGGUUUCAAAUGCAUUGCCUAUAUGAAAUAGUAUCACCAAAACCCUUAUUUUCAAACCCACUAAGGUUAUGUUCUGAAUAUCAACCAAAACUAAAUUAAAAGACAAAACAGUGGUUUCAGUUAACAUGUCCAUGUUAACACAGUUAACCCAUUAGUGAACUAAUGGGUUAACUGUGUUAAUAUAAUUGUACCAGUAUUGAUAUUCUCCAAACCUAGGGGUGUCGGAUGCAGCAAAAUGCAGCUGGAAAGCUCAGGAGGACAUUGUGGCAUUCAGAAACCUCAGGAAACAAAAUAAAAUUUGGGACACCAAAUGGAAUUUUUUCAAAAGUGGAAAUCAUUUAUUAGAUUAAUCCUUUGGUCUUCGCAUUUUUAGAGGACAUCAGUUAAUUUCCUGGUCUUUAGUAUAUAAUAACUUACAAUACAAUCAUAACCUCAGUUGUGAAAAAUACAUCGCUCUGUAUUUUUAGCUCUAAUGUAUUUUCCUAAUUGCCUACUUGAGGCCAGAUAUUUGACAAGUUAGUGACUACACUCAUUCAUUAUUCUAUACAUGCCCUAUAAGCCAAAACUGAAAGCCAUUGGCUCCUGGUCUAGUAUAACCUUUAGAAUGGGAAGUCCCUGGAAAGAUAAUACACCUAUUGGGCUUUACAAUUCACAAAACACUUUCACAUAAUAUCUAAUUUAAUCCUCAGAGUGACUGUCUGAGGUAUAUACUAUGCUGCUCAUUUUUCAGAUAAGGAAACAAAACCUCAGGGAAUUUAAGUGAGUCGCCUAAGAUCAUGUAGAAAGUUGAACACAUGUAUCCUACACCUUUCAGAAGAUUAAUAUCUGGCUGAGACUCUUGAUCAGCCCUUCCUGGCUGGCCAUAAGAAGUGGGAUUGGCAGCUGUCAUAAUGUGUACACCUUCUGGACAUAAUUCUCUUGGAUCUUAAGAUACAAAGACCUUCACUGUCUGGUUUUAUUACCAUGGUUACUGAAGCAUUAAUAAAGGGAAGAGGUAGCGAUUUGAUCAUUUUUUUCUCCUGAAAACAUUAUCAGAAGGCUUCCUUUUCUAGGUUACCCUUGGUCUAGCUAAGUUUUGCUCUUUCCUCACUGCCAAUCUCAAGCAUUAUAUUCCUCGAAUUGGUGUCACUUUAGUCAAAAGAGUCUCUACGAGUUACAAGCACCAGAGAAAUUGCUACAUCCAGUGAUUCACCUUCGGUCAAACUGUUAGAAAGCCCAGAAUUUCCCAACUGCUUUGUGAUGAUAACAGAACAGCAAAAAGUGAAUGUGAAAUAUCUCUAGUGACCUGUGUUCUGUAAUCUAUUGACUGAUAUGUGGAAUUAUUUUCCUGCUAUAAAACUAC